AUGACAAGCGACACAGAACUCAUCUCCAGACUUCGUGUUCUUAAGAAAUCUUACGAAGAAGAGUUGUUGACAAAGGAUGAAUACGAUGAAUAUCGUCUUAAAGAACUAGAUGAUUGGUCCAAUAACCAAGAAGAAGAGAGAUCAUUUUGGAGAAAUUUAUGGGAUAAAACAUGCAGAACUGGCAAUAGCGUCUUAAAAAGCAUGAUUAAGCCCAUUGUUGAUUUAUUGAUUCUUACUAAACUAAUAUCACCUUGA
Rhizophagus irregularis DAOM 181602=DAOM 197198 is the source of this 255-nucleotide messenger RNA. RefSeq lists its product as uncharacterized. The record is from RefSeq and is a predicted model, not a curated record. NCBI's taxonomy places the organism in Eukaryota, Fungi, Glomeromycota, Glomeromycetes, Glomerales, Glomeraceae.